Molecule: messenger RNA, 1005 nt
Organism: Cornus florida
Lineage: Eukaryota; Viridiplantae; Streptophyta; Magnoliopsida; Cornales; Cornaceae
Exons: 1
Coding region: 1-1005 (334 amino acids)
Source: RefSeq, a predicted model, not a curated record
AUGGACAGAGAACAAGAGGAAAUGCAAUUCCUAGGCCCCUUUGGCAUCUACACAGAAGCCUACCAGAUCAUCCUCUCAUGGAGGAAGAUCUUAACCCAAAUCACUCUAGCUCUGAUCCUCCCACUCUCCUUCAUCCUCCUAGCUCACAUCAAAGUCUCCGAAUUACUCACAUCUAGGAUCACACACAACCAAACCGAGCUACAACAAGCACAAGCCGGCACGCAGACGUAUGACAACAUCUCCAACAACAUCUCAUCCGAAUGGACCGCCUUUUGGCUCUUCGAGCUCGCAUACACCUUCUUCUUCCUCAUCUUCUCUCUCACCUCCACUUCGGCUGUGGUCUACACCGUCGCAUGCAUCUACACGUCUCGCGAAGUGACCUUCGAGGUGGUUAUGAGUGUCGUCCCAAAGGUUUGGAAGAGACUCAUGAUCACUUUCUUGUCCACAUUCUUGUCUUUCUUUGCUUAUACCCUAGUUUCUGCAAUUAUCGCGAUCCUAAUCAUACGGGGAAUGACAAUUGGAAGUAGUGGCAUCCGUUUGCUGAUUGUCUUGAUCUUGUUUAUUAUAUAUGGUUUAGGGCUUUUGUAUAUGACCAUUGUUUGGCAGUUGGCUAGCGCGGUGUCGGUGCUUGAAGACUCCUAUGGGUUUAAGGCCAUGGUCAAGAGCAAGAACCUCAUAAAGGGUAAGAUGUGGGUGGCCAUAGUUAUCUUUUUUGUGUCAAGUUUCUCAUCCUUUGUUAUAUAUACACUUUUUGAAAAGUUUGUUGUGCAUGGAGAGUCACUGAUUUUGGUGUAUAAGGUUGGAUUUGGGAUGCUGUGUUUGUCAUUUCAGUCCAUGUUGUUUCUUUUUGGGUUGAUUAUCCAAACUAUUAUUUAUUUUGUAUGUAAGUCGUAUCAUCAUGAAAAUAUCGAUAAGUCAGAUCUCUCGGAUCACUUGGAAGUUUAUCUUGGCGAGUAUGUUCCUUUGAAGGAGACGGAUGUUCAACUGGGACAAUUUCAUGUUUAA